ACAAGCCUGGAGUGAUUUUGCGGUGCUGAAUGGGGGAAAGAUUAAUAGUGACAUUUGGAAGGACCUUCACGCCGCCACCGUGAAUCCAGACCCCAGUUUAAAAGAAUUUGAAGGGGCUACUUUGCGAUACGCUUCCCUGAAGCUCAGAAAUGUUCCGCAGUGUGACGAAGACGAUUCCUGUAGCAUCAACAGCGAUCCGGAGGCCAAGUGCUUCGCCGUCCGUUCCUUGGGAUGGGUCGAGAUGGGGGAGGAAGAUUUAGCGCCUGGGAAAAGCAGCGUUGCGGUGAACAACUGUAUCCGGCAACUCUCGUACUGCAAGAACGACAUAAGAGAUACUGUGGGCAUCUGGGGAGAGGGAAAAGACAUGUAUCUUAUCCUGGAGAACGAUAUGCUAAAUUUGGUUGACCCCAUGGAUCGUAGCGUUCUUCAUUCUCAGCCCAUCGUUAGCAUCCGAGUUUGGGGAGUCGGUCGAGAUAAUGGCCGGGAUUUCGCCUAUGUAGCCAGAGACAGAGAGACACGGAUUUUGAAAUGCCACGUGUUCCGAUGUGACACUCCAGCGAAAGCCAUCGCCACCAGCCUCCACGAAAUCUGUUCGAAGGAAAGAAAUAAUUGUAAAAACUCAGCAACUUUCUAG
Molecule: messenger RNA, 634 nt
Organism: Thamnophis sirtalis
Lineage: Eukaryota; Metazoa; Chordata; Lepidosauria; Squamata; Natricidae
Source: RefSeq, a predicted model, not a curated record